AUGGCUCAGGCAGAAAUGGUGACGGUGCGUAUGUCGCGAGGCCAAAUGGACACACCAUGGGGCUUCGAUAUUGGACCUGAACUCGCCAUCGUUAAUGUAAUCGGAGGUUCUCUAGCUGACCGUGCUGGCUUACUAAAUGGAGAUGUUUUAGUAGAACUUGAAGGUCACCAAAAUUUAAAUGUCGAAUUGGCAAAACAAUUGUUGUCGAAAACAGAGCAUAGAGUGGAAUUGAUUGUACAUAGGACAGGCGACAAUAUAAUACAUCGAAUUUGGCGACCAUCGGUAACCGGAAAUACAGAAUAUAAUAAAUUCCAACAUUCUGUAUUCAAUGUUCCUUCGACUGAUGGUCAAAAGAUGGAGCCUCCGAUUGUUCCUUUAAAAGUGUCUCUGGAACACCAGAACCCGGAACCAAUCCCAAUCCCGGGUUUUAACGUCGCAGCUCAACCAUUCGGUGAUCAUCAAGAGGUGAAACAUUUACAGUACAAUUCACCAAUGUCUCUUUAUUCGCCACAAACAGCUGCCGAACAAUAUCUUCAACAAACGGGUGGACUAUUUGGAACUGACCCAAAUUUGGCUAAACAAAAGGAAGUUCCGUUGUAUUUGCGGUCGGAAACGCUUCGCCUCAUCCAGGAAAGUGAACGGUCGAAAGAAAAUGGAGAACAUGCGAUAUCAGUUAGAUCAACUAAAAUCAAUCAAGAACAAACUCGACCGAACGUGGAAAAUAUUCCCGAAGCACCGAUGUGUUUUAUUUGUGGACGCAAUAUUAAAGGAGUAAUGUGCCGAGCAUAUGACCGUACAAUGCAUAGUGAUUGUUUCCAAUGUUCAACGUGUGGUAGUUUUCUCAAAAACCAAGGACACCAUUUUAUCAAUGAUAAAUUUUACUGCGACAUCCAUGGCCGUCAGCUUAGAGGAGGAAGUAGCGUCGCAAAACGUGAUCAAAUCCACUGGUCUGUCGCACGGAAGCCCAAAAUCGUUCCAACUUCUGACAAAAAUACUUUGCUAACUCCAUAUCAGCCAGAAGUUAUGACUCGGCAAUCGAUUUCAAUCAUUCCAACACCAUGGAAGACACAAAGUCCCAUCAGUCCAAGCAAUCGAGGUGUGCCACCAGCAGCUACUUUAUAUGGACAGGAAUUGAAUGAACUGAAGAAGGAAAUUUACAAUUCGUCGAUGAGUUCAGGUAACAUGUCUGAUCAACAAUCACACCAACCUUCGCAAAAGUUAUUAAGUCGUGUCCGAUCUUUACCGCUUGAAAUCCAGAAAGUAACGUCUCCACGUCGGCUUCCAUGCAAACAUCACUGGCCUCCAGAAUCUCACAAAAUCAAGAGAUAUUGGCAAUGCAGCUAUUUGAUUGCUGAUGUUUCUAAAGAUUCGAUUUCUAGCAAACCGGGACAAGAUGAAUUGCUCCUGCCAUUGUCAAAAUAUAUUAAGGAAAAUGAGGACAAGCUACGAAAGCCUCCAAAUCCUAAACAAUACCUGUUAAGAGGUGAAGAAAAAAGUUAUCACUGGAAGCCUACCAAUCAUCUGGAAAAGCCUAUCGAUCACCUGGAAAAGAACAGAACCAUUGAAGGUAAUUUUAGCAUGGCAUGCAGAUGCCAUUUGAUGCCAUGUGAUAUGUUAUUUCGAAAUUCAAAUUAUUCAGAACAUACGGAACAACGAAAAAAAUUUUUAGACGAAUACAACUGUGAUGUGGAAGAGAUGCAUAAAAUAGAUAUAGAGAACUUGAUUGAUAACGUGAAUAGCUGUGAGUGCGAUAAUUGGAGAGCAGUAUCUCCGAAUGAUAUCGAUAAAUAUCAGGAGAUGAAAGAAUAUAUUCAAAACAAGCCAGAUUUGGUUACGAUCUGUCAGAAUAUUAAUCACGAGAUUGCAAAUUCAGAAAUUCGGGAAAACCAAAGGAAGGGAUACGAAAGGGAAGGACAAAAUUUCGAUGAAGGUGAUGUCGUCGAUGUGGACACCCAUAAUAGUAUGGAAGUGAAAAAUCCUCCCAUCAAGGAGAGACGUGAUGUUCAGGAGCUGUGUGGUAAAACAGAACCACAGGAUGUUAAAAAUCAUUGCGAUGAAAUUGGAAAUAUCGGCUUAGAUACAAUUGAAAAGGAGGAGUCAAUUGUUGAAAUGGAAAAAAAGUUUAUUACUAAUGUCUCUCAGGAUAUUACUGUGAAAGAUCUGUCCCACAGUGAGAAAAAUAGAAAGAGUAAAGGAAAUCGAUGGACAACAUGUGAAGAAUGGAAUGUGCUCGAUAUUAAUAAUGAAAAUCAAAAGGUAAUGAAAAGGAUUGGAGGAGAAAUCGAGAAGGGACAAAAAGAAUACACGGGCUUGGAUCUCAUUGAAGAACGUGAUAAGCAAAUUGCUAUUGAAAGUAUCACUCGAUAUCAGCUGCAGUUACAUGAUCCGGCGAAGGAACUCUCAUAUAUGCUUGAAAAUACUAUCGAUUUCCUCAAAAAUCUUAACAACAUGGAAGACAGAUUGGUGGAUGGAAAUGGUUUUUGUCAUCAGCAACAAGAAAGUACAAAAUAUCCGGGCCCAAAUAAAGUAAUAAAAGUAGUGGAAAAUCGGUCAAACAAUUGUCGAAAUCUAGCUGUCAACAGGGAUUCGUAUAUUAAACCAUCAAAUGUGCAUGAAUCACAAAAUGACGAACUGCCAAAAGGUCGAGGCAUACUUCAUACUCAAAGUAACCGUGCACCGUGUUGCAAAGACUGCAGACAAGAAAUAAGGGGCGCAUACGUCUUAGCUAAUGGAUUAGCAUACUGCCCAAAUCAUUUUAUAUGCUCCAACAAAUCAUGUGGUCGCAAAUUGUUGGAUAUCGGUUUCGUAGAAGAAAAAGGACAUAAAUAUUGCGAGCGUUGCUUUGAAACUGAAAUUGCUCCACGAUGUGCUAAAUGCAAUCAGCCGAUAACUGCUGACUGUCUGAAUGCGCUUCAGAAACAGUGGCAUCCGCACUGCUUUGUUUGCGCGCAUUGUCAUAAUCCAUUUGGAAAUUCUGCGUUUUUCCUCGAACAAGGACAACCAUAUUGUGAAACAGAUUGGAAUAGACUAUUCACAACUAAGUGCGUGUCGUGUCAUUACCCGAUAGAAGCCGGUGACAGAUGGGUGGAAGCAUUGGGAGCUGCAUUCCAUUCAAACUGCUUUAACUGCACGAGCUGCAACGUGAACUUGGAAGGAGAGAAUUUUUAUGCCAAGAAUGGAGCUCCAUACUGCAAAUUACAUGCUUGA
Molecule: messenger RNA, 3207 nt
Organism: Cercopithifilaria johnstoni
Lineage: Eukaryota; Metazoa; Nematoda; Chromadorea; Rhabditida; Onchocercidae
Source: the annotation of a GenBank genome assembly